UCCCGCUGCUCCCUCCUCCCGCUUCCCCCUCCCUCCUCCAGCUCCUCCCCGCCCCGGGGCCCCGCGCUCGCCUCUGGCCGGGCCUUCCCCGCGCCGCCCGCGCAGUCGUCUCUGCUCCAGGAAGGCGAUGCCGAGCCGGGUGGCCAUGGAGGCGGCGGCGCGGAGGCGGCAGCUCCCGGGAGCGGCGGGCGGCCCCGGCGGCGCGUUCGUGCAGGCCAGGCAUGGCUCCGUGAAGGCUGAGGAGACAGAGCGCACAGCUCCCUUCCACUUGGACCUCUGGUUCUACUUCACACUGCAGAACUGGGUUCUGGACUUCGGCCGGCCCAUUGCCAUGUUGGUGUUCCCACUCCAAUGGUUCCCUCUCAACAAGCCGAGUGUCGGGGACUACUUCCACAUGGCCUACAAUGUCAUCACGCCCUUCCUUCUGCUCAAGCUCAUCGAGAGGUCCCCCCGCACGCUGCCGCGGUCUAUAAUCUACGUCAGUAUCAUCACCUUCAUCAUGGGAGCCAGCAUCCACCUGGUGGGCGACUCCGUCAACCACCGCCUGCUCUUCAGUGGGUACCAGCACCACCUGUCCGUCAGAGAGAACCCCAUCAUCAAGAACCUCAAGCCAGAGACACUGAUCGACUCCUUUGAGCUGCUCUACUACUAUGACGAGUACCUGGGCCACUCCAUGUGGUACAUCCCCUUCUUCCUCAUCCUCUUCAUGUACUUCAGCGGCUGUUUUACCACCUCCAAGGCUGAGAGCCACAUGCCAGGGUCAGCCCUGCUCCUGGUGGUGCCCAGUGGCCUGUACUACUGGUACCUGGUCACCGAGGGGCAGAUCUUCAUGCUCUUCAUCUUUACCUUCUUUGCCAUGCUGGCCCUCGUCCUGCACCAGAAGCGCAGGUGCCUCUUCCUGGACAGCAACGGCCUCUUCCUCUUCUCUUCCUUCGCCCUCACCCUGUCCCUGGUGGCUCUGUGGGUUGCUUGGCUGUGGAAUGACCCUGUACUCAGAAAGAAGUACCCUGGUGUCAUCUACGUCCCUGAGCCCUGGGCUUUCUACACGCUCCAUGUCAGCAGUCAACACUGAGGCUCCCUGGGAGCAACAGGCCAUGGGUAUUUGUGCCUGGGUGCAUAUGUGCAUCGUGGUAACGUGGGCUGUGCACUGUGCACAGAUUUGCAGAGUUCAUUGUUGAGAGACUCAACUGUUUGGGUCUGGGAUUUUUGUUUGUUUUUUGCUUUGGACUUCAGAUGGCAUUUAGUUUGGGGACGUAUAUGAAGGCCAAGAUCCUGGCCCUGCCCUACCCUGUAUUUCACUACUAUUAAGGGUGCCUAAGUAACACUCCCAUCUCUCAGGACUGAGCUGGCCUCACAUGGAAAUGUCUUCUGGUGGCCAUGCAGGUGAAGGGUGGUUAGGGCAGAAACAGGAAACUCUGCCACCCACCCAGAAGCUGGCUUGCCCUGAAGCUGCCUGCCCCUGGACCCAAGGUUUCUAGGUCACAACUUCUGUGCUUUGAACAGCGUAUUUCCAUCUGGGCUUCAUUUGUUCUAGAGGGCCCUGUGGUCCCCAAGUAGCUCCAUGGACUGGGGGUUACUGGUUCCUCUGGUUUAGCCUCAGCAAGGAAGAGUGGUUCUGUCUGUCACUGCGUCCCCACCCUCAGCCUAGAGGGGUAUCUUGUCCAGCCUAGGACCUCACUGACAUGCUACUGAGAACCCAGUCUCCAGGGAGCCAGAGGCCCAGUUCCAGGUCACUAUCAGCUGAACUCUGGAAACCUGGCCUGGGUUUUGAGCUGCAUAGAAGGCAGAGUUCUCAAGUCCUUGUUUUAUAGAUUCCCUGAGACCUGUUGUAAGGGUCUGGGGUGUUACAAAUCUCUCUCAAGAUUUUACAUCUCAACCUGAAUCUCUCGCCACCUGCCCGGUGCCUUUGUUCCCAGCACGGUGGCUCCUGCUUCUCCCCAGCCCCGCCUCCUCCCAGGCUUAGGUACAGGUCUCCUUGGCACAAGGCACCACCACCUCCUUUGGCAGCCAGCAUUGGCCUGUGCUGUGAGCUUUGGGACACGCCUAUGCGUUCUUUCCUGUUGCUCUCGGAACAGUGGGCCCCAGAUUUUCUCUUUUGUUGUGGUCUUUCUACAGGCUAGACCAUGCUGAGUGCUGAGAGGUCUGAAUAAAGGCUGGUGUGGAGCCCAGCCUGGCUGGGGGCUGUUUCUAGCUUUGGGAAUGUGGUGGGAGGCAGGAGGGAGUUCUGGACUAAGCGGGGGAGACUGGCUGGUCUGGGGCCUAGGCUGUAGGGUAAGAGGCUUUCUCUUGGGGCAGGCCUUGAGGGCCCUCUCACUGCCCCCUCCUCCCCAAUCCGCCUACCACCUAGAGCAGUGGUUCUUAACCUGUGGGUUGCGACCUUCAGAAAACUCUUAUUGCUGAUGGUCUUAGAAACUGAGACUCUGCUCAGUCGCAACAGUAUGAAGUAGCAACAAAAAUAAUUUUAUGGUUGGGGUCCCUACAACAUGAGGAACUGUAUUAAAAGGUCACAGAGUUAGGAAUGAUGAGAACCACUGACUUAGGGACUCCUGGGGCUGUGGGCAAGAAGGAUCUCUUCCCAGUCAGUACAGUGUCCUUAGAGGAACCUGGGCCACUGCGGGGGGGGGGGGGGGGGGGGGGGGGGAUAGAGCAUCUCAGACCUGUCGCUAGGGGUUCCCCUCCAGUCAUCCCCUGUGCUGGGAGGCAGCGGGAAGCUAUUUUGUAGGAGGCGGCCCUGAGCCUUGGGCAAGUUGACUGUGCUCUUGGUGGCCAGAGUUCUCAGCCUGGCCACACCUCACCAGAGACAUGGGGACCAUGGCUCCAUCCAUGCAUCUGUCCCCUCAGCUGCCCAGCACAUUCCUUGUCUGCCUCCAGGAUGCUGCCAUUUCAGGACUAUCAUUAUCAGGUCUAAACAGCUAUCUCAUAAGCAGGGGCAGGCUUGAUUUGUGGGGCCUGAAGACUUUGCAUUUUGAGGAGCCCUUUGUAAGAAAACAGUGGGAAUGGGGGCAGUGUGUAGGCCAGAGGACAACCUCAGGUGUCCUUUAGGGACACUAUCCACCUUGUUUUUGAGACUGGGUCUUUCACUGGCCUGGAACUUGCCCAUUAGGCUAGGUUCACUGGCCAGUGAGGGCUGCAGAGAUCCAGUCUCCACCUCCCCAGGCCUAGAUUGCAAAUGUACCACCACACCUGACCUUUCUUAUGUGGGUCCUGGGGUUAGAACUCAGGUCCUUGUGCUUGUAAGGCAAGUGCUUUACUGACUGAGCCAUUUCCCUGACCCUAAGGGAACAUUUAAAAACAUUUACCAAAGUGAGUAUUUAGGAAUAGCAAGUUCCUGGAGCCCUGGGCCACUGUGUGCCUCUUGGGCAGUUGACUAGGGAUGUGGUCCUGGAAAGCUGUCUGGAUGGCAGCCUGGCUUCAUCUACCUGGAUUUCUACCAGCAAGCUUCUAGCAAACUGGGUCCCAGAGUGAGGCAGGUUAUGGGAGAAACCAGCAACUGGGGACGGACCUUGUAGGCCACUGUGAUGUAGGCUCCUCUGGGGACCACCACUCCAGGCCCUGGCUGCCCUGUGUGGCCCUAGACUUCAGCUAGUUUCCUCUGGAAACAGCAUCUUGACCCCCUUCUGGGUUGUACCUAGUGGGAUCCAUGAGACUCCAGUUUUUUGCUGCCCAGGUGCAAGUGUGCAGCCCAUGUGGCUUUGCGAGGCAGCUGUCGUGGUACCGUGAACAUGAUGGUCGAGAACAGCAGCUGUUCAUCUGCUCACUUCUGAGGGUGAGGUGUUGACAGGGUUGUAUUCUCACAGGCUCUAGAGGAUGCUUCUCUGCCUCUUCCAGCCUGUGGUGGGACUCAGGCUAUCCUGGGUGUUCUGGGCUGUGGGCCCAUUAGUCAUGGCCCUCCCUGUGUGGUGUCUGAACCCCCUUCCUUGAGUUAGGACCUACCUUACUCACUUGGGAUGACCUCAUCUCGGUUACAUCCACAGACCUGCUUCAGAUUAAGUCCCUUGGCUCUAGGUGGACACGGAUUCUGGGGACACUAGUUAGUCCAGGAGAGGCCUGAAACAAAAAGGCACAUAGGAUGGAGGUGAAGAGAGCAAAGUCAGAGCCUUCUUGCCCUUCCACACUUUACCCAGCAGGCACACAGGAAGCCUGCCAAGUCUCACUCUCCUGGCCGGGGGAGGGCUAAGGACUGCCCUAUCAGCUCCCGCCUGUGUGAAAGGAAGGGGCCUUGGCUAAGAGCUUGGCUGAGGAACACAGCUCCAUAAGAAAGUGUCAAGAGGAAGAUCUUGCUCUCUGCAUCCCUUUCAAGGGCAGGAUAUAGGGAGACAGGGCUGGGGUCAGGGACUGAGUCUUCCAUGGUACAGGCUGGCUUUGAACUCACUCAGGAGCCCAGGGUGGAACUGAACUUCUGAUCCUGCUGCCUUUAUUCUCUACUGGAGUUACAGGCAUGUGUGUCUGAUUCAUGCAGUGCAGUGGGUCAAACCCAGGGCUUGCAUGCUUGAGACAGGGUGCUUCUAGCUUUGGAGCCUGCCCUGGCACUCGCUCUGUUGACCAGACUGGCCUCGAACUCACAGAGAUCCGCCUGCUACUGUCUCCCGAGUGCUGGGGUUAAAGGAGUUCACCGCCACUGCCCGGCUCCUACAUAAUCUUUCUAAGACAUUCCCGGAGGCUCUUCUGCUGCUCUGGUUGGCAUCCUUGUGGACAAAGUAGCCUGAGUGGGGAGGAGGUGCCACUUGCCUGAAGCCCCUUCCACGGGGAGGGGGCUUAGUCCAGGGUGGUAAAAAGAGGGAAGGGACCCAACAGAAUUCGGUGAUGCCCAAGGGAGGUGCCAGCCCCUAGCCAGGAGGGCCAUGUUUCAAGAAUAAAGUGAAUAAAUUCA
Molecule: messenger RNA, 4870 nt
Organism: Peromyscus californicus insignis
Lineage: Eukaryota; Metazoa; Chordata; Mammalia; Rodentia; Cricetidae
Gene: Cln6
Product: CLN6 transmembrane ER protein
Exons: 7
Coding region: 128-1072 (314 amino acids)
Source: RefSeq, a predicted model, not a curated record